Molecule: messenger RNA, 3873 nt
Organism: Sciurus carolinensis (gray squirrel)
Lineage: Eukaryota; Metazoa; Chordata; Mammalia; Rodentia; Sciuridae
Product: collagen alpha-1(III) chain-like
Exons: 3
Coding region: 494-2077 (527 amino acids)
Source: RefSeq, a predicted model, not a curated record
CCCAGGGGACACCUGCCCUCAGGGGAGGCUGAUAGCCUGUCCUGGGUGGCCGCUCUGGCUGUUCAGGGUGAGCCUGCGUCCUGAGACAGAGCAAGAGCCUGGGACAAGCCUCCAGCACCAGCUCCCACCUCUCCCCACGCCCCGCAGAGAAGAAGGGCUACCGGGAGGCCUACGUCAGCGCCCCACUGGAGCUGGACCCAGAGCUGACCAGCAGGAACCAGAAGGAGAGUGGCCUGCACCCCCUUACUGCCUCUGGCUCAGCUCUGCUGGCAGCCACGGCAGGUCCCACGCGCCAGGCGUGGGGGCCGACCCUCAGCAUGCAGACUCUGGGGAGGUGGCUGAGGGGCUCUGCAGGAAGAUGCCGUCCAUCAGCCCCGGGGACAGUGGUGGUAGCCAAAGUGGGCUGAGAAGAACUCGAUAGUGAAGAGCCUGGCCCGCCCCAAGUGUAGGCCCUGGGAGAGGCCAGGCGGCUUGUCACUGUGACUCUGGGAACAUGCCAGCAUGCACACCCAGGGCCACCUGGUGCCACCCAAGGCCAGCCAGAGUCAUCUGGGGUUACCCAGGGUCAGGCAGAUCCAUCGCCAACCCAGUGUCCACUGCUGGCCUUUGCCUCGGAUGUCUGGGCCAGUUCUGGUCUAGACCCAGCGGAAGUGACCGCAGCACCGCCUGGCACGGAAGUGUCUUCUAUCUGACCUGGGAGCAGGCCAGGGGUCAAAGCCACAGGACAGCGAGCGCCGCUGGGGAGAGCGGCCACCAGGACACCACCUGGCCUCCCCCAGCCUCAACAUGGAUGUGCCUGGGGGGACUGCCACCCCAGCUCCUGGGGAGGUCCUGGGCUUCCUCCCCUGACAGGAGCCAGGCGGGCAAGGAGAGGGAGCCCGCGUCAGGCCGAGCCAGACGCCCUGGGCUUGCUGGCACACGGGGCCUCGUGUGGGUCACAGACCACCUCCCACCUGCUGGCCAGGAGUGGUGCUUGGCCCCCGGCUGGGAGUCGGGCCCAGGGCAGAGCACUGGGGCGGGCGGCAGCAGCCCGGGUGCGGGCAGGACUUCCCCGCCAGCCUGCUCACGCCCGCCCUCCUCCUCAGCCUCCCACUCAGAGCUUCACCCUGGUGCAGGUCUCGCCGGUCAGGACCAGGGGCCGGAGGACCAAGGCCCGACACAAGGUCCAGGAGGCCGAGGCUGGCCACAGGGAGGACCUGCACAGCCGCAGCCUGGACCACACGCACCAGCCCCCACGGGCACCUGCCUCUCACCACUACGCCUUCGGCUGCACCCUGGCGGGGCUGCUGGCACCCCAAGAGGCCAGGGCUGCCCUCUGCCGCAAGAGGUCCAUGCGCUGCCUCUCCCUGGGCCUGCUCAGGGAGGGCCGGACCCCCAGGUUCGUGGGGUGGACGCUGCCCAUGAGCCUCGUGGGCAGCCGGCCCCGACACUGCACUGUGGCCAACCUGCGGCAGGCGGUCUUGGCCCUCACUCCCUCCCAUCUACCCACACCCACUUCCUGGCCAGCUUCCGAUGGCCUCCACCUGUAGGAGGUGUGGAGCCAGCUCUGACGUCAGCCAGGGUGACGCCAGGUCCUCCUCGUGGCUGCCUGUGGCCUGCGAGCUCCCUCCCUGUCCCCAGCGGGGAGUCAAGGUCUGGCCUCCAGCGUCCAGCAGAGCAGGCAUCACUGGUGUUGGCCCUGGGCUGUGCAGCAGCCGUCCACAGGUGUGGGCGUGAGACGGAAUGGGGGACCUUGAGGGCACAGCUCAGCACCCACACUCAGUCCCGCGUCCUCGCCGCGGUUGCUGCCUGCCUCCGGGGCUCUGCUCAGAGCCAGGUCCUCGGGGAGCCUCCCCAGACCAGAGGCACUGGGCCCCUCUACGCCCCGACACCCACAGCCUGUCACUCUGGUGGCCAAGAAGCCUCUGCCUUCCUAGAGGGUCUGGUCUCCCAACGCAGCCUCGAAGAGCUUCCUAAGGGUCUGGUCUCCCAACACAGCCUCGAAGAGCUUCCUAGACUUCUGCUGAAUGAUUUCCUUCCAACAAAUCAGUGUGAAACACCUUUAAAACCAGGGACCUCAGACCUCUUCCAGGUUUGAAGAGAGCGGGGUGCUGCUCCAGCCCUCCACACGGGAGCUCCUGGGGGUCGCGUGGGACCCUGCCUGCCCACACAAGGUCAGAGCCCAAGGUUGCAGCCUCUGGCCACUCGAUGCUGGUCACCAGCGCAGGCCGUCUUCUGGAGGGGUGCACUCCACUGCCACCCAGAGCUGGGCUCCUUGCCUCCGGAGACGCUCAGGGAUCCUUUGGAGCUGGGUGCUGCUGGGAGUCGGGGCGAGCUGGGGACAGCUCCACGUGCUGCCCGUCGCUGCUGGUGGCUCUCUGGACCUACAGGCACCUCUCCAGAGUCCUGAGCCCCUGUUGAGAACCUCCACACUCCACAUCCAGUGUUGAACAGGGUCUGCACCGACCUGGAUUCCACCUCGACCUUGCACCAGGCCUGCGGUCAGGCCUGUCCAAGCCUGCAGGCAAGGGAAGGACGGGGGCUGUGCUUGGCGGUCACACCCCCCAUCUCCACGCUCACGGCCAAGUGAAGGCCAGCCCAUGCUGCAGCACCCUCUGGGCACAACCACCAGACCCUGGUUCCUCCAUGGUGGGCAUUUGAGGGUCCUGGGAGACCACCAGACAACCUCCUCGCAGCCUCUCCUGUGGCGCACAGAGUUCCUGUUCACAGCCUCCCCAGGCAGGAGUGCCUCCGGGGCAGGGUCUUUGCCAGAUGACCAGCAGAGGUGGCCCACCCUCCUGCCCCAGCUCUCCUCUGCUCUCCACAGCCCCUCCUGUCCCACAGAACCCCAGCCUGAGGGGUGGGGAGGACGCAGUCCCCGCAGGCGUGGGCGCAGGCUUCUCUGCCAGCCUGGUGCACUGGGGCUCAGCACAGGGGUCACAAACAAGGACCGCAGCUCUCAGGUCGCGAGCGAGGCCUGUGACGUGGCUCCCACACUCACGGACACCAGCAGCAGCAGGUCCCCUCGCCCCCCGCAGGCCCCCAUAGUGCCCUGGCAUCAAGUCCCCAGAUGCUGCGUGGUCUCCCACGUGUGGGGGUACGUGAGUUCAGGGGCUGGGAGACAUGAGACCGGGCGUUUCUUUCCCAGGUGCCCAGGGUGCACACCAGCCACCAAGAUCCAGAGGUCUCGUCACCGCCUGCUGCUAUGCCCGGCCUGGGUCCUCACUCGGCCAGGGGCGUGACAUACACCACCUCUGGGGUGCGGCACGCUCCGUGAGGCCUCCCUGGCCUGUACUGCUCACCCAUCCUCACCCCAGCUCACAGAAAGGAAAUGGGGCUUUGGCUGCCCGGGACACUGAGCUGUGAGGAGGCAGAGCCCCAUCCGUCUGGCUCCGGAGCCUGUGUGUGGAGCUCCUAGGACGGUGGCCUCAUGGGGGCCAGUGCCUGCCAUGCGGACGGUGCAGCUCUUCACCCACCUGCACACCUGCUGCCCCACUGGUUCCAGCAGGAGGCUCCCUGGAGGAGCCUUCCUCCUCCCUCAGCCUCCUGGACUGGGUGAGCUGGCCUGAGCUGUGUGGGGAUCUCCUGUCCAUCCAGCCCCAGGUCCCUGGGGUACAACAGGCUCAUGGAAUCCAAACACUUUUAUUCCCUGGGUACAUGCACAACAAACAGUGACAAACGGCACACUUCGAAGAAGAGGCUCAUUGAGAUGCCGAGCCGGCGCCCGACCUCCUCUUCCCGGGGCAGGAGGGCCUCCUCCCAGCCUGUCCUCGCUCAGCCUGCCGAGCUCGGGUCCCAAACCCCAGGCCCUGCAGUGUCUCUGCUACGUGCUUCUGCCCGGGGGACACACAGAGAAUCACCAGGAGCUUUGCAUCACCCCCUUAAAUAAAAUGA